Molecule: messenger RNA, 10996 nt
Organism: Anguilla anguilla (European eel)
Lineage: Eukaryota; Metazoa; Chordata; Actinopteri; Anguilliformes; Anguillidae
Gene: ranbp2
Product: RAN binding protein 2
Exons: 29
Coding region: 168-10406 (3412 amino acids)
Biological process (GO): protein peptidyl-prolyl isomerization; protein folding; NLS-bearing protein import into nucleus
Cellular component (GO): nuclear pore; cytoplasm
Molecular function (GO): protein binding; peptidyl-prolyl cis-trans isomerase activity; GTPase activator activity
Source: RefSeq, a predicted model, not a curated record
CGGUGUCCUACGUGCUGAGUGGAUGCCAUUUGAACUCGCCUGGCCUGUGUGCGGUUGUAUAAGUACAGGCUUACGAUAAUACCGUCAGGAGGCUUUUGAAAGCUUCUUUUUCAGGUAGCUAAGGCAUUACAGUGUAUAAAUAAAUCGAAGCUCACUUCCCUACCACCAUGCGGCGAAGUAAGGCCGACGUGGAUCGUUACAUUUCUUCGGUGCAGAGUGCUUCUCCUUCCCUUAAAGAGAAGCCGAUUAAAGGAUUCUUAUUUGCGAAGUUGUAUUUCGAAGCAAAAGAAUAUGAACUUUCUAAAAGAUACGUGUCGGCCUACCUAACAGUCCACGAAAGAGACCCAAAAGCACACAAAUUUCUGGGCCAGCUGUAUGAGAGAGAGGGAGACAUUGAUAAAGCAGUGGGAUGCUACAAGCGCUCUGUGAACUUGAACCCCGCCCAGAACGACCUGGUCCUGAAGGUAGCUGAGCUUCUGUGCAGCAAGCCGGAGCUCGACAACAGCGCGCAGUUCUGGGUGGAGAAGGCAGCCAAGCUUCUUCCAGGAAGCCCUGCAGUCUACAACCUGAAGGAGAAGCUGCUGAGCUCACAGGGGCAGCAGGGCUGGAACCAGCUGUUUGACCUGCUGCAGUCAGAGCUGCAGCUGCGCCCGAGCAACGCCCACAUCAACGUCAAACUGGUGCACCUGUACUGCUCCGAUGGGCGGCUGGAGGAGGCCGUCGGCCACUGCCUGGCCGUGGAGAAGAAGGGGGCCCUGCGGGGCAGCCUGGACUGGUACUCCACCCUCGUGCGCACGCUCCAGGAGUACCUGGCCCAGCCCAGCACGCUGUCCAAUGAGAAGAUGUGGCGGAAGCUGCAGAAGGAGCUGCUGCUAGCCCACUGCAGCCUGCUGAGGCUUAGCCUGUCUGAGCAGAGUGUGCAGCAGUGUGUGGAGGCCCUGCAGAGCUUUGACUACGUCAUGCAGACGACCGCGAAGCUCACCACCAGCACGACGGACGAGCUGUCGGAGGCCUUCACGGAGAUGAGGGGUCACCUUUACCUGCACGCAGGGUCGCUGCUGCUCAAGAUGGCCCAUGUCAAGGAGCAGCAGUGGAGGGCUGUGACUGACCUCGCAGCCCUCUGUUACCUCUUAGCCUAUCAGGUACCCAAACCAAAGAGCAGGCCCUCGAAGGGGGCGCAGGCCACGCAGCAGCUGGUGGAGUCCCUGGCCUGUGAUCGGCAGAGCCAGGCAGGCCACAUGCUGCUGAACCUGAGCCAGGAGGACGACGGCUUCGUGAAGCAGGUGGUGGAGGCAUUUGGGAACCGCAGCGGGCAGGGCAGCCUGUUCGAGAUGCUCUUCGGGGCCCAGGCCCCCGCUGGCCCCUCCUUCAUCGGCAACGACGACAUCCGCAGCAUGGGCACGGACAUGCCGGGCAUCGGUGAUCUCGCCAAGUGGGACAGCGGGGCUAUCGUGCUAUACGGAGGUGACCUGCAGCAGCUGGCCUGGCUGGGCCUGCAGUGGGCGCUCAUGGGCCAGACACCUGCCCUCAGGGCCUGGCUGAAGCAGCUGUUCCCCCGGCUCACGCUGGAGACCUCCAAACUGGACACCAACACCCCCGAAUCCAUCAGCCUGCUCGACCUGGAGGUCUUCCUCAGCGGGGUUGUGUUCUGCAGUCAGGCCCAGCUGCAGGAGACGCAGAAGAUCACAGCCAGCUCCCAGCUGCACGAGGUCCGGUGCCUGCCCCUGCAGGUCAUCAAGCUGCUGUCCAAUGAGAGACAGAGGGACUGGUGGAACGCCGUCUACAGCCUCAUCCAUAACAAGUCUCCGCCGGGCAUGUCGGCUAAGUUGAGGAUCACGGUCCAGCAUGGUCUUAGCACCCUGAGGGCUGGGGAAAAGCAUGGCCUGCAGCCAGCGCUAGCCAUACACUGGGCCCAACACCUCAGCGAAACGGGUAACGGAGUCAACUCUUAUUACGACCAGAAAGAAUACAUCGGGCGCAGUGUGCACUACUGGAAGGUUGUGUUGACCCUCCUGGAAAAGAUUAAGAAACGGCGGAGCAUUCCGGAACCUCUUGAUCCCUUGUUCAUGCACUUUCGUAGUAAAGACAUUCAGAUAUCUGAAGUGAAGAGCUAUGAAGAGGAAGCAGAGAUCGCUUUUGCCAUACUCCUGGAUAUUGAAGGCAGAACAGAGGAGGCGAUUGCAGCGCUAGAAAACAUAAACAGCAUUUCCUCCUGUUGGCAUCUUGCGCAGAUAUUUCAGAGGCUUUCUGAAGAAGCAGGGAACGGUGUUGAAGAGAAUCAAGACCGGUGCAUCACAUUCCUACGAAAGUUCAGAAAGUACCUGUCAAAAAUUCACAACGCCAAUGCUGCUGAGAUUGAUAAGUUACCUAUAUCCAUGGAGGAGGUGAUGGAUAUGCUGAAUGAUGUCAACCAGCAACUUGCUGCAUGUGGAGAGGACAUGGAUGAGGAAGAGGAUGGUCAACCUACAAGCCCCAGUCAGCUCGCAGAGCCUGGUGCCUCUGCUUCUCGCAUCAAAUUCUCCACCCCAUCUCCAACCAAGAGUGUGCUGUCUCCUUCAAAAAGACACAUUUUUUCUCCCAAGACCCCUCCUCAUUGGGCUGAGGACCAAAAGUCUAUUCUAACAAUGCUGUGUCAACAAGUGGAGGCCCUCACGAACGAGGUGCAUGACCUGAGGCACAACUCCUCUGGGGCCACAGCCUCCCCCCACCACCGGAUGUACGGAGAGGGGUUCGCAGCUGAGGGCCUCCAGGAGCCGUUUCCAGCUGCCCAGAGCUUCCAUGGAGCGCCCCUCACAGUGGCUACUACAGGACCAUCGGGACCUGUGUAUUACAACCCCUCACCUGCCUACAACUCGUCAACUCAGUAUCUUCUUCGCACAACUGCAAAUGUCACUCCAACAAAGACCCCAGUUUAUGGGAUCAACCGUCUCCCUCCACAGCCGCAUGUGUAUGCCUACCAGCAGCCUACGCACACACCGCCCCUGCAGACAAACCCAGGAUGCAUGUACCCCCAAGACCAGGUUUAUGGCGCUCCCCUGCGCUUUGAGUCGCCUGCAACUGGCCUGAUCUCUCCAUACAGUGAGGAAUACUACAGCCACAGUGUUCCUCAACCCUCUACCAACCCCACUCUGCCAGAGCCAGGCUAUUUCACCAAACCCACUGCUGUCCCUGUGCAACCACCGAAGAGCAAUGAGGCCAAGCCUGUAGAGUUUGGGAAAAUCAGCUUUGGCCAGCAGAUUCCUGUUGAGUCCCCUAAUGUACCCAGCUUCGGAGCCGGCGUUCUUGGCCAGUCCACACCGGCUGCUGCCUUCAAGUUCAACUCAAAUUUCAAAUCUAACGAUGGGGAUUUCACCUUCCCCUCCAUGCAGGUUAAAAACAGUGAGAGCCUGCUGGGGCUUCUGACGUCUGACUUACCGACCAGAAAUGAAGCACAAAUUGGGCAGAAGGUGCCCACUCAAGACCAGGCUCCUGCUUCCCAGGGUGGAGUCUUUAACUUUGGAACUAAAAACACAGCUGGUUUCUCUUUUGUUGAUGCUGCACAGAGCCAGAGCAAACCGGGCUUGUUUGGGAAAACAGACCAGUCGUUCAGUUUCUCAGACAGGGCCAAAGCUGUGUUUGGCGUGGCGAACUGCGAGGAGCAGGAGGAGAAAGGUGAAAGCGACAAUGAGAGCACUCGUGUUGAGGAGGACGAAGAUGGCCCCCAUUUUGAGCCCAUUGUGCCUCUCCCUGAUAAAGUGGAUGUUAAAACUGGAGAGGAGGAAGAGGAGGAGAUGUUCUGCAACAGGGCUAAGCUCUUCCGCUUUGAAACCGAAACCAAAGAGUGGAAGGAGAGGGGUAUUGGUAGCAUCAAAAUCCUCAGGCACAGAACAUCGGGCAAGGUCCGACUGUUGAUGAGGAGGGAACAGGUUCUGAAAAUCUGUGCCAAUCACUACAUCACUGCAGAUAUGGUUCUGAAACCAAAUGCUGGCUCAGAUAAGUCUUGGGUGUGGUAUGCUAUUGACUAUGCAGAUGAAAUGCCCAAACCUGAGCAGCUGGCUAUCCGUUUUAAAACGGCAGAUGAGGCAGCCCUGUUCAAAGCGAAGUUUGAAGAGGCACAGAAGGCAGUACCGAAGUCUCCACAGAAGCAAGAACAACCAGUAGAAAAAGCGGUUCCUCCAAAAGCCUCAUCUCCUCAGGCAGCAAGCAAAGAAUUAGACUUUGGAGCCGUAUUUGCUAAGAAGGAAGGUGAAUGGGACUGCAGUGUGUGCUGUAUAAGAAACACGCCCACAGCUGUGCAGUGCGUUGCUUGUCAGAACCCCAACCCUGCUGCUGAAUCUCAACCAGAUGGAAGAUUUGCAGCUACGAUGCCUGCAGCUACGGUGCCUGCAGCAGGGACUUUCACAUUCGGGUUUGGUAAAGAAAUAUCAAAAGACACCAGCUCUGCUUCUAGCACACAGCCUUUUGGAUCAUUUGCUCAAAUACCGACUACUUUUAAGUUUGGCACUAGUGAUGCUUCUUCAAAACCUAUAGGCUUUGGCACUCAGUUUGAGAAGAAGCCUGGCCAAUGGGACUGCAACACAUGUGCUGUAAGAAAUGAGGCAUCCGCAGGUCAUUGUGUCUCAUGUCAGACUCCUAACCCAUCAAGUAAAUCAAUAGUUGAUCCAGCUGUAAAUAAACCCUCCACAGUUUCAUUUGGUGCUGGGUUUGGUAGUCAGUUUGCCAAAAAGGAGGGGCAAUGGGACUGCGACACUUGUGCUGUAAGAAAUGAGGCAUCUGCAAGUCAUUGUGUCUCAUGUCAGACUCCUAACCCAUCAAGUAAAUCAAUAGUUGAUCCAGCAGUAAAUAAACCCUCCACAGUUUCAUUUGGUGCUGGGUUUGGUAGUCAGUUUGCCAAAAAGGAGGGGCAAUGGGACUGCGAUACAUGUGCUGUAAGAAAUGAGGCAUCUGCAAGUCAUUGUGUCUCAUGUCAGACUCCUAACCCAUCAAGUAAAUCAAUAGUUGAUCCAGCAGUAAAUAAACCCUCCACAGUUUCAUUUGGUGCUGGGUUUGGUAGUCAGUUUGCCAAAAAGGAAGGGCAAUGGGACUGCAACACAUGUGCUGUAAGAAAUGAGGCAUCCGCAGGUCAUUGUGUCUCAUGUCAGACUCCAAACCCAUCAAGUAAAUCAAUAGUUGAUCCAGCAGUAAAUAAACCCUCCACAGUUUCAUUUGGUGCUGGGUUUGGUAGUCAGUUUACCAAAAAGGAAGGACAGUGGGACUGUGAUACCUGUUUAGUUAGAAAUGAUGCUUCAACUGCAAAAUGUGUUUCUUGCCAGAGUCCUAGGAAAAUCCAGAUGCCCUCUCAGGGUGAGUUGGCGGCUAUGUUUGGAAAGAAAGAGGGGCAGUGGGAUUGUGAUACCUGUCUGGUUAGAAAUGAUGGAUCCUCAAGUGCUUGUCUCUCCUGCCAGACACCAAAUCCUAAUGCAAAAGUUGCAAAUACAAGUACAAAAAAUGCAGCACCAUCAUCAAGCUCUGCCUUCAGUUUCAGUUUUGGGAGCCAGAAUGCAUCAAAUGCACCUGCAGCCACAGGGUUUAAAGCUAAUUUUAACGCUGGCACCACAUUCAAAUUUGGCCAGGGUGAAGAUAAGAGCUCCCCAGCAUCGUUCAAGUUUGAGCUCCCUCCGUCUCAGGUGGAGAGCAAGCCUUCCACUAGUGGAGGUUUCUCUUUCUCAAUGCCGAUGCCUACGGGCGCAUUUAAGUUUGGCACUCAGGAACCUGUGAAGCUAACCGCUCCGGCUGAGAGUCAACCUGAUGAAGGGUCGGCCUCCCUAUUCCUGAAAAACAUUGCAGAGCAGCACCGAGAAAAAGAGAAAAAUGCAGCCGAGGAUGCAGGUCCAUCAGUGGAGAUUACUGAGCAAGAUGAAAACCCUCUCUUUUCUGGCAAACCCAACACUUUUAGCUUUGCAGACCUGGCUAACUCUUCCCAGGGUGACUUCCAGUUUGGACAGAAUGAUCCAAACUUUGAAGGCUUCUCACGAGCUGGUGAGCAGCUCUUUGCCUCGCUCCAGCCUAGCAAAAAACUUGACACCUCUCAAGACCAGGACGAUGAAGAUAUGUACAAAACGGAGGAGAAUGAUGACAUCCAGUUUGAACCAGUGGUUCCGAUGCCUGACAAGGUUGACCUUGUGACAGGGGAGGAGGAUGAGGAGACUAUGUAUUCACAACGAGUCAAGCUCUUCAGAUUUGAUGCAGACACUAGUCAGUGGAAGGAAAGGGGUGUUGGAAAUCUCAAGUUUCUGAAGAACAGCAAAAAUGGAAAGCUGAGAGUGCUGAUGAGGAGAGAACAGGUUUUGAAGGUGUGCGCUAACCACUUGAUCACGACAACUAUGAAUCUGAAGCCCCUCUCUGGAUCAGAUAGAGCUUGGAUGUGGCUUGCUAAUGAUUUCUCAGAUGGUGAUGCCAAGUUGGAACAGCUUGCUGCUAAGUUUAAAACGCAAGAAUUAGCCGAAGAAUUCAAACAGAAAUUUGAGGAAUGUCAGAGGCUCCUCUUGGAUAUACCUUUGCAAACCCCUCAUAAGCUGGUUGACACUGGAAGAACAGCACAUCUCAUUCAGAAAGCAGAGGAGAUGAAGUCUGGCUUAAAGGACCUUAAAUCCUUCUUGACUGACGACAAAGCAAAGGUUAAGGAGCAGGACAGCCAAGCCAGUGGCACAACUGCUAACAGUACUUCUGGCUUGAUGAUUAAGCCCCACUCUGAGAGCGCUGGUAUUACCCUUGAGUGGGACAACUAUGACUUGCAAGAGGAUGCCUUGGAUGACACGGCAGAUACUUCUGUGUGUGCUUCCCCAUUAGCUAGUAGUCCAGAAGUUAGAAAGAAUUUGUUUCGAUUUGGAGAAUCCACCACUGGCUUCAACUUCAGCUUCCAACCUAUCAUCAGCCCCUCUAAAUCUCCUGCAAAACUUAACCAAAGCAGAGUUUCUGUUGGAACAGAUGACGAAUCGGAAACAACCCAGGAAGAAGAAAGGGAUGGUCAGUAUUUUGAGCCCGUUGUGCCCUUGCCUGACUUAGUGGAAAUAUCAACUGGUGAGGAAAAUGAGCAAGUAGUGUUCAGUCAUAGAGCCAAGCUGUACCGUUACGAUAAAGAAUUGAGUCAGUGGAAGGAGAGGGGCAUUGGUGACAUCAAGAUCCUGCAAAACUAUGACACCAAACGAGUGCGGCUUGUCAUGCGGCGGGACCAGGUGCUCAAGCUCUGUGCUAACCACUGGAUCGCCUCCAGCAUGAAGCUGGAACCCAUGAAAGGGGCAGAGAAAGCUUGGAUCUGGAGUGCCUUCGACUUCACGGAAGGUGAAGGGAAAGUUGAGCAGCUUGCAGUCCGCUUUAAGCAGCAGGAGGUGGCUAACACCUUCAGAGAAGUCUUUGAGGCGGCUAAGAGUGCGCAGGAAACUAAGACUGAGCUUACGCCUGUAUCACCCAGAGAGUGUACUCCGCUCAAGAUGACCUGUGGUCAGGCUGCAGUAGCUGUGUUGGAGGAGACCACCAAAGAGCGAACGGAUCUUCCUCCUCAGAGUUGCCAUGCCACGGAUAGUUCAACCUCCCCGGCUGCAGCACACAGUCCACAGAACCCCUCAAAAGCCAUUGUCUCUCCACCGAAGUUUGUCUUUGGCACUGAUUCUCUCCAGAAAAUCUUUGGAAGCCCUCCAUCUUCCCAUGAGUUGAUGCCCAGCAGCAAGACGAGCUCUAAAGAGAAAGCACCAAGUGUUCCUUCUGCAGGCUCCAAAUCUCCAGAGAGUGCUCCUGCCAGUCAGCCGUCCAUUGUAACUCCGACUCCAGCAAUGCCCACAUUCAAAGUCCCGACUAGAGGAUUGGAUUUUAGGCUUUUCAAAGAUAACCCAAUGGCUUUUUGGACCUGCACAUCAUCCACCCAAUUUGAACCCCAAGCUGCCUCUGAGGUAGUGGGAGAAAAGGCGGAUGAUACGGCGAAGCUGGAAGGGGCUGCUGAGCAGGUGGACUCUGAGGAUCUGCAGGUGGUGUUCGUGCGGGAGCCCACUGCAGAACAAGAACAGCUGGCCCGUGAACUCCAGCUGCCUCCUACCUUCUUCUGUUACCAGAACGAGCCGGGCUACAUCAGCGAUGACUCUCAGGAUGAUGAAGACUUUGAGACAGCAGUGAGAAAGCUAAAUGGGAAGCUGUAUCCUGAUCCUCCUGAGGAGGAGACCGGUGGGCUGGAGACCGUAACCCAGGAGACAGGCUCUCCAGAGACUGUAACCCAGGAGACUGGCGCCCCAGAGACAGUGUCCCAGGAGACAGUGACCCCGGAGCCUGGCGUCCCAGAGACAGUCACCCAGGAGACAGUGACCCCGGAGCCUGGCGUCCCAGAGACAGUCACCCAGGAGACAGUGACCCCGGAGCCUGGUGCCCCAGAGACAGUCACCCAGGAGACAGUGACCCCGGAGCCUGGCGCCCCAGGGACAGUGACCCCGGAGCCUGGUGCCGUGGAGACAGUCACCCAGGAGAUAGUGACCCUGGAGCCUGGCGCCCCAGGGACAGUGACCCCAGAGCCUGGUGCCGUGGAGACAGUCACCCAGGAGACAGUGACCCCAGAGCCUGGCGCCCCAGAGAUAGUCACCCAGGAGACAGUGACCCCGGAGCCUGGCGCCCCAGGGACAGUGACCCCAGAGCCUGGUGCCGUGGAGACAGUCACCCAGGAGAUAGUGACCCUGGAGACAGUGACCCUAAAGCCUGGCGCCCUGGAGACAGUGACCCUGGAAACUGACGCCCCGGAGACAGUGACCCAGGUGACUGGUGCCAUGGAGACAGUGACCCAGGUGACUGGCACCCUGGAGACAGUGACCCAGGAGGCUGAAGGACGUGAGGCUGCACCUGCGGCCCCCCCUGCGGGAGAGAGGGAUGCCGAGUGCGUGCUGGUGUGGGAGAAGAAGCCCACGCCCGAGGAGGAGGAGCGAGCCGUGCGCCUUCAGCUGCCCCCCACCUUCUUCUGCGGGGCGGGGAGCGACGAGGGCGAGAGGGACGAGCCCAGAGACUUUGAAACGGAGAAGAGAAAAGUGCGGGAAGACAUGAAGAUGAGAACUGAAAAGAGCGAGGUAGCAGACCCCAUCAUCUCUAGCAGUAGCGACGCCCCGGCGGCAGAGGAACAGGUCACGCCCCAACCUGAUUCUUCCAGCGAAGCCACCCCCGUCACCACGUCUGUUGCCCAGGACAGCGCCCCAAUUGACCUGUCCACGAAAAAGGGCCCUGAGCCAGAGCCCGACUCUACUAGCCAAGACCCUCCCGUUUUUUUUGGUUUCACUGGUUGUAGCGACGUCAAGGAAUUCUCGUUCGCAGAUCUGGCUAAGAGCGGCAGCGACUUUGCUUUUGGGAAGCAAGAUGCCAGCUUCUCCUGGGCAAAUGCAGGGGCCACGGUGUUUGGUGCUGCUCCGGUGACCCGAAAUGAAGGUGAUGAAGAGGGCAGCGAUGAUGAAGAGGCUGUGGGCUGCACUGACAUUCACUUUGAGCCUAUCGUCUCACUGCCAGAGGUGGAGACCAAGUCUGGAGAGGAGGAUGAGGAGAUCCUGUUUAAAGAGCGGACCAGGCUGUACCGGUGGGACCGCACCUUGAACCAAUGGAAAGAGCGCGGGGUGGGGGACAUCAAGAUCCUCUAUCACCCCCAAAAGAGGUUCUACCGCGUGCUGAUGAGGCGCGACCAGGUGUUCAAGGUCUGUGCCAACCACACCAUCACCCAGGGGAUGGAGCUCAUGCCCAUGAACACCUCCAACAAUGCUCUGGUGUGGACCGCCACAGACUACGCAGAGGGGAGCGCGCAGGUCGAGCAGCUGGCUGCGAAGUUCAAGACGGAGGAACUGGCGGGAUGCUUCAGGAGGAAGUUUGAGGAGUGCCUGAGCCGCAUGGCCCAGUCUGACUUCAGCCAGCUGUCUCGGGUCCUGGAGCAUUCCCGGGAGGGGAACCCCAUCGUGUUCUUCUGCGUCGCUGCCGACGGGGAGCCGCUGGGGAAGAUCACCAUGGAACUCUUCUCCCACAUCGUGCCCAAGACUGCCGAGAACUUCCGGUCCCUGUGCACCGGGGAGCGAGGACUCUGCUUCCGCAGCUCCAUCUUCCACCGCAUCAUCCCAGACUUCAUGUGUCAGGGUGGAGACAUCACCAAGCAGGACGGGACUGGAGGAACGUCCAUCUUUGGGGACAAGUUUGAGGAUGAGAACUUUGAUGUGAAGCACACCGGCCCGGGCUUGCUGUCCAUGGCAAACCGCGGCCGCGACACCAACAACUCCCAGUUCUUCAUCACCAUGAAGAAAGCAGAGCACCUAGAUUUCAAGCACGUCGCCUUUGGCUUUGUCAAAGACGGCAUGGACGUUGUGAAACUGAUGGGAGAGCUUGGCACAAAGAACGGCCAGCCGAGUAAGAAGAUAGUCGUUACUGAUUGUGGACAGCUGCAGUAGUCUCUUCAAAUAAAUGUUGCACUUGCUACUUAAUUCAAAACCUGUAAAUUUCUUAAGAUGUAUUUGUGUGUAAUAUGUACAUGGUUUACUUUUUUAUGUUUUAUAUGUAGGUUAUUUGCAUGUGUUGAAAUAAAGCUGAAACCAGAUACUUUGUAAACUCCCUAACUAGUUUUUUCAUGUGCGGGGGAAAAACAAAAGACCAGUUAAGUCAUAAUAUGAGUUUAUGAAUACAUAUUCCUGCUUGGAUUGUAGUACUGUUGCAUACAUUGUGGGGUUAGGUGUCAUGUUUGUGUUUGGAGAUUGAAUUUUUUCAGGAAUGAUGCUUUUUUGUGAUAAGAGUGGGGUUUAUGGGAAAGCACUCUAAAAUGUUCACUUUAUACAACUUGAUGUUUAAGACCAGCUGGAUGGAUGCGGUCCUUUUUUUUGAGUUGUAAGAAUGUCUGACUAUCAUGUUUACUACAUUUCAGAUUGGAAUAAUUAAAUUCUCUCAAUUUCCAAGUAAUUAUAUACUUAAGCUCUUAAUUUUCUUUAAAGUGUAAAAGAAGUUACAGAAAUAACUUUUAGGUGGAAAUAAAUUAUAUUUGUACAAA